CAAGUCGAUCGAUCAAUGCUAGACGUUGUCAAUCAAACGCUGGGCGAUGAUGACAAUGGCCAGCAAACGAGUGUAGCACCAGUGGUUGAUGCUCUAGCUAAAUACAAAGAUCGGCUACAGGAAAGGCUUUCAAGCCUCAAGGACCUCGACCUCACAGGUCAAAUCACUCAUGAUGCAGAGGCCCGCUAUCUUGGUGGUGGCAGCUAUGGAGAUAUACGAACCGGAAAAUAUCAGGGUGCUGAUGCUAGUACAAAGAUAGUCGCUGUGAAGACUUUACACAGUACCUCCACGAGAAUCCUGAAGGCAUCAAGCUAUCCAGCUUUUUGAAAGAGAAAUACGCGUGUGGUCAAAACUUAAACAUACAAAUAUUCUUCCGCUACUUGGUUACAUUGUAGACGAUUCUGGUCUUCCUGCGCUGAUAUCUGAAUUCAUAGAGAAUGGAACAGUUCUCAAGUACAUUGAGGCAAAUCCUGAGUUUGAUAUCAUCCUUAUGGUCUACACCUUCUAACUUCUGAUAUAUGCAUUGCUGAUACGUUAUAAAAUCUAGACAUUAGGGAUAGCUGAGGGUAUAUCACAUCUUCACAGCAGGAAAAUUAUCUACUCUGAUAUCAAGUCUGAUAACGUACAAUCACGAUUCAGAGGCGUUCCUUAAAUCCGUCUCUAAAACUGACUUUCCAGAUUAUUACGAAAAAUACGAAAUAGUUAUCAAAGAACCAAAGGACCUCCAAACAAUGAUCCGCAAAAUCAAACAAAAAUCCUACAAAUCCAAAGUCGAAUUCCAAGAUGAUUUCGAACUCAUCUGGUCGAAUUGCUUCGUCUAUAAUACGGAUGAUAACCACCCGCUGAGGAUGUGUGCGAAGCGGUUACGAGAGAAGGCCAUUAGGUUGUUGAAGAAUGUUACGGAUCGGAGGGAUCGACUUGACCCGCCUAUACCUACACCUACACACGUACCUGGACAUGGAGCUAUACAUGCAUCUGUACAACCGAAUGGGAUUAUGGUUAAUGGGAAUGGACAUGGACACGGGCAUGGACAUCAUUCGCGUAAACACUCAGCUACACCCGGACCUUUACAGUCAUCCAAAGUCCCUACCGUAAUCGUCAAGAGAUCUGGGGGUACAACCUCCCGACCUAUGUCUAUAGCUCCACCCUCCCUUCCACCUCCCCGACGAUUAUCGACGUUCGCAGACCAACCGGCCUUCGUACGAACUGCAAUGGGGAUGUCGAACUUUGCUUCGCUGGACCGUGAACUCUCCCUCAAUGUUGACCUUGACCUCAAUAUCGAACCGGAGAACCAGAGCAAUAAUAACGUCGCAGGCCCAUCCCGCCUUCCAACACCCGUCACCGAGAAACUCCGUCAAAUAGUCGUCGCGGACAGUAUCGACUCAGGCGACGACUAUGACCUCGACUACGGGAUGGAAAUAAUGAACGGAGAAGUAGGCGAUAAACGUAAACUCGCCGUUAACGGGGACGUCCGACCUCGAAAACGUGCGCGCACACGGACUAGGUCUUCCGGUGGUACUACUGCCUCCUCUUCUUUCAAUAUUCACGGUGAUGGUAUGGGUGUGGGUGUGGAUGGUGUGGAUGGUAUAGACCCUGUUGAGUUAUGGUGGGAAGCGACAACUACGAGUCAGCUUAUGGCGAACGCUUUGCCUUCCAUGCCCCACCCCGUUUCCUCCACUUCUUCAACUACUUUAGACACAGCCGCACCCUCGACAACACAACCGCAACUACGAAUACGAAAGAAAAAGAAGAAACGACGUCCCUCCCACCGCCACCUCUCCUCACAACCAGCACCACCGAAAUCCCUCCUCGGGCUUAUCAAUAACAACAUACGAAGCCUGCGGCGUGUACGACAGUUACAUGAUAAGUUCCUUGCUCUGAACGUUUUGGAUGAUGCGGGGAGUACGUUGGGUGGGUCUGGUGGGGGUCAGUUCUCGCAGUUUGGGGGUGGGGAGCCGAUGGAUUCGGGGUUUCGAUCUGGACUUGGUAACAGGAACGGGAACGGGAAUGGGAAUGGGAUGAUGGACAACCCAGAGAAAGAUGAUGUGCUUGUGGAUGACCGACCUUGGAGAUUGAGGUUGAAGAGUUUGCAACGAGGGUCGAGUAGAGAAUUUGGAAGGGUUGAAGGGGAUAGAGGGAGGGGAGGGGAAGGAGGGGUGAGAGGGUUAGAUGUAGGUGAAGAAGCUGCAGGGAGUUGUUGGAGGUGGGUGGGGAGGAAGGUGUUGGAGCAUUCUGGGUUUCAAAGCACCUCGAAAGCCGCACUGGACGUGUUCACGGGCGUAGUGAGCGAGUAUUUGUUUAAUGUGGGGAGGACGUUACGGUAUUUGUGUGAUAAGUAUUCGCAGCAGAUGAGCGCAGAAGAAAUCAUACUACAUACGGUAUUCGAAAGCGGGAUCACGCACAUCCGGGAUUUAGAGCGGUACAUCACGGAUGAUGUGGUGAGGUAUGGAAGUCGGUUGUCGGAUUUGGAGAAGAAGUUGGCGAAUGCGUAUAAUGAGGUGACUGUGGAGGCUGCGUUGGAUGACGAUGCGUUCUUUAAUGAAGAUGAGGAUGAGGAUAACGAGCUUGUAAUGGGUAACUUCGCUGAUGCGUUGGGUGUUGACUUCUUCGGUUUGGGCGAGCUGGGUAUCGCGAGCGACCUUGGUCUGCAGAGCCUAACGAUUCCCAAGAAGCUGCUUAGAGGGAAGAAUAAACAGCGGAAUGCUCAGAAUGGCGAACCUCCCCCUCCCUACCCUCCUCCACCUUCCUUCGCCCCACUCACCCCGCACCACGUCGACAACCCAUCAAAAGUCAUCGGCCUCCUCCGACCUAUUGACGUCCAACGCUUCAACGCCCACUCCAUUCGCACGAACCACGCUCGAGAAAUGGGGACAGAAGAGCCAGCUCCGAGGGUGCUGCCGCCCGUACGGAAUACGGAAGUGGGAGUGGGUGUUGUGGUGUUACCGGAUGACCAACCGCCUGUGGGGAGGACGAAGAGUGGGCCGUUGGGACAGGUUUUGAGGCCUGCUAGUGGGGUUGUGACGAAGAAGAAGGCUAAGAGUGGUAGAGGUGGUAGAGGUGGGGGAGGAGGAGGGAUGCGUGUACAUGGGCCUGCGGGACCUGGUGCUGGGAUACCGCCGCCGCCUUCGAUAAGUCAGAAUCCGAGUGGGACUAGGAGUGGGAGUCCGAGGAAGGUUGGGUCGUAG
Fomitiporia mediterranea MF3/22 is the source of this 3185-nucleotide messenger RNA. RefSeq lists its product as uncharacterized. Gene Ontology annotation, molecular function: structural molecule activity; protein heterodimerization activity. Gene Ontology annotation, cellular component: SAGA complex; SLIK (SAGA-like) complex. The record is from RefSeq and is a predicted model, not a curated record. Gene Ontology annotation, biological process: regulation of transcription by RNA polymerase II. NCBI's taxonomy places the organism in Eukaryota, Fungi, Basidiomycota, Agaricomycetes, Hymenochaetales, Hymenochaetaceae. Bases 732 to 3185 code for a protein of 817 amino acids. The transcript has 10 exons.